AUGAAGCACCCACCGGGGGAGAUCAGCUAUCACAGCCUCUCCGCGUGGUUCAACAAGGAGAUGGCGAACUACGUCAAGGCCUUGUUGACGGAGCGCGACGUGAGGCGGUGGCUGGUGUCGGAUGACAAGGUUCCCCAUGUGAUCUUCUUCUCAGACAAGAAGGCCACGCCCACGCUGCUGAAGACGCUCUCCAUCGAGUUCAAGGGCCGAGCGGCCUUGGGCGCAGUACUCGCAGGCAGCGAGGACCUGGCACGGAAGAUGGGGGUCAAGACACGGCCCGCUGUGGUCUACGUCCAGGACGAGGCGACCUUGACGGGGGACACCUUCGACCGCGACCUGAAGAAGGAGCCGCUGAGCCGAUUCUUGUCGCGCUGCGUGGGGCGACACCGCAGCGAGGCGCAGGCCUCGCUCAAGGAGCUAACGUCCGCACGGUCGGCGGCUGGGGACUGCGGGCCGAGCGAUGGCCAUUUCUGCCUGCUGCUGCUGGGAGCUGCAGAGGCAGCCACGGCGGCUUUGAGGUCCUUAGCGCCGAAGCUGUGGAAGGACAAAGUGAAGGUCUUCUACGUGAAGGACGCGGACUUUGCGACCGCCUUCGACGCCUCCCCGGACUCUGUGGUGCUCUACCGGCCAAAGCGCAAGAGGUUCAAGCUCUUCUCCGGUGACACCGGCAAUGUGGACGAGUUGGCUUCCUGGGUGGAUGCCGCCGUAGGCGAGAUCGAGAUGGCCCCGGUGAUACGAGCUCCAAGUGGCAAGGAGAAUCGAGUGGAGCCCAGGGCAAAGGUCACGGCGGUGAAGGAGGUCCGACGCGAGGGUCUCACCGAGCGGCGCGGAGCGCUCACCGAGCGCAACCGAGGCCCGGCCACAGAGAAGCCGGAAGCCAAGUCCCCACGCGUGAGGACCCCUCAAAGCCGCGUUGCUGCCACAGGCGCCGGCACGACCACCCCGCGAUCUGGGCGAGGUCGGGAUGCCUGGCAAGAGGUGCGGGCUGCCGAGCAAGAGGCGGAGAAACUGGAGGCGGAGCUGGGGUCGCUGCAAGCGGAGUGCGAGCUGCUGACGCAGGAGGUGGCCACAGCGGAGGCUCAGGAAGCAGAGGCUGAGCAGCAGCUGACCAGCCAGUCAGCUGCCAUGCUCUCCGAGUGA
Messenger RNA from Effrenium voratum, 1140 nucleotides. Lineage: Eukaryota; Dinophyceae; Suessiales; Symbiodiniaceae. The record is from the annotation of a GenBank genome assembly.